CAUUUUCUCGGCCCAGCUGCUAGAAAUUUUGCCCGCGUUUGCCUUGUAAACUCCUUGUGAACGUUUAAAUUUUACCUGUUUUGAGCUUUUAUUAGGUGUUUAUUGUAAUUAAAAGCACUUUUUAUAAGUUUGUGUGGAUUACCUGUGGAAUAAUUCGACUUUGGAAGUGAUCGACGCCUGAAAUCGCAUUACUGGGAUUGCAACGUUGCAAUAGAAUUUCGUCUUGUGAAUUUAGAAUCCAGCCACAUAAUGCCUGCAACCAAUGAUACAGCCGUUGUCACAGAGCAGCCUACAAAAGAGGUGGAGACAAAAUCGACAACAAAAGAAGUGGAGAAGGAGAAACCACAAGUAGCUGAGAAGAAGGUGGAAGAAGGAGACGCCGAUAAAGCAGCGGGUGGAGAUGGGGAGAACGGUGAUAAAGCUGGUGGGAAGGAGGAGAACGGUGAUAAAUCUGGUGGGGAUUCAGGAAAAAAGGUGGACGAGAAGGCGGAAUCUGGUGGGGAUGUAGAAGAAAAGGUGGAGGAUACAGGAAAAGGGAAAGAAAAUGGUAGCGGGGAGGGAAAAGUGGAAGAAAAUGGUAGUGGGGAUGUGAAAAGUGAGAAGGGUGAUGAUAAACCGGUGGAAAAAGUUAAGACUCCGUCAAAGGAGGACUACGAAACAGGUGCGUCACUUUUGGCUCAGGGUAAACGACAUCUGUACGUCAAAGAUUUCCCAUCAGCUGUGACCACUCUCAGCUUGGCCUGCGCCAAAAUCAGUGCCGAACAUGGGCAGUUGGCUGAUGAUUGCGCCGAUGGGUACUAUUACUACGGUAGUGCUCUCCUGGAAUUGGCUAGGGAAGAAAUGGCCGUGCUAGGCGAGCCUGAAGCCAACAAAGAGGGUGAAGAGGAGGGGGAUGAUGAUGAAGAAGAGGGUGAGGGUGAGGAGGAGGGUGGUGCGGAUGAGACACUGGAGGCUAGUAAGGUGGAGGAGGAGGGAGAGAAGAAAGAGGGUGAAGGGAAAGAAGGUGAGGAGAAAAUGGAGGAAGGUGAGGGAGGAAAGGAGAAGCAAAGGAAGGGGGAAGAUGAAGAGAAUAUGAAUGUGAAUGAUCUUCAACUAGCCUGGGAGAUGUUUGAUUUGGCGAGGGUUAUCUAUGAGAGACAAAACGACGAGAAGAAGCUAGCGGACACAUAUUUGAAGUUGGGUGAAGUCGCUAUGGAAUCUGAGAACUAUGACGGUGCCGUACAAGAUAUGAACAAAUGUUUGACCAUCCAGCACAAAAUUCUGUCGGCCGACAACCGCGCAAUCGCCGAAACUUUGUUUCAGCUCGGUGUUGCCAGUUCUCUCUGCAACCAGUUUGAGGAAGCCAUCAAGUAUUUCACGAACGCUGGAGUCGUGUUGGAACGCCGCAUCAGGACUUUGACAUCUAGCAAAGCUGUGGAUCCCGAGGUUGUCAAAAAAGACCCGUUUUACACCGUGGAAAAGGAGGUGGCCGAGUUGAAGGCGCUGUUGCCCGAGAUUAAGGACAAAAUCGCUGACAUGGAGGAUUUCAAGCGGGAAGCGUUGAAGGCGCUGAGAGAGGACCUUGGAAACCGGUUGGCUGGCAACAAAGAUGGCGGCGCGUCUACGUCAUCUGCGGCCGGCGGGAGUGGCGCGGCUGAAGGUUCCAGUUCUGCUGUGUCAGCAGCUUCUCCCAGCAAAGCGAGCGGGCCUGUUAAUGAUAUCUCUCAUCUCGUUAGAAAGAAAAGGAAAGCUGAGGAAGUGGUAAGUGAGAAGGAGACAAACGAAGCUAAGAAACCAAACGUUGAGACAACGUCUUCAUAAAUUGAGGAUUGAUAUGUCGAGGACUGAGAAGUUUUGUUGAGGAUGGAAAACUGUUUAAAACUAAAUGAUUAUGUUGAAGAUUGGAUGAAUUUGUUUAAGGCUAAAUGGUUGUGUUGGAGACUAAGGACCGUUUGCACAGAGGGCGAUCAAAUUUUAACCAUGAUUAAUUCCACGUGAACCAAUCAGAGAAGGCCUUAUAAAUAAGACGGUUUCGCUGAUUGGUUGUCGUUAAUCACGAUUAAAAUGUAACCGGCUUUUGUGCAUCGGGCACUAAGUGUUUUUUGAGGAUUAAAUAAAUUUGUUGAGGACUAGAUGGAUCUGUUUGAAACUAGAUGAUUUUGUUGAAGAUUGGAUGUAAAACUAGAUGAUUUUGUCGAGCAUUAAAUGAGUCUCUUUAGGGUUGAAUGAUUGUGUUGGAGACUUAGUGCCAGUUGCACAAAAUCCGGUUAAAUUUUAAACGUGAAUAAUUCCAUGAGAACCAAUCAAAGAAGCAGUCUUUUCAAAAACGCCUCUGGUUCUUGUUAAAUUAAUCACGGUUAAAAUUUAACUAGCUUUUCUGCAACCGGGCCUCAGUGAUUCGGUUGUAGGUCAAGUGAUUGUUUUGUAGACUUAUGCCCGGUUGCACAAAAGCCGGUUAAAUUUUAAUCCUGAUUAAUCUCACGAGAACCAAUCAGGGAAACUGUCUUUUCAAAAAAGCCUCUGGUUCUCGUGAAAUUAAUCAUGGUUAAAAUUUAAAUGGCUCUUGUGCAACCGGGCCUUGAUGAUUUUGUUACUGUAUAAACUAAAUGGAACUGUUUAGGACGAUAUUAAUGCUUAUGUUGUAAGUGAAUGAUUUGGUUGAAAACUCAGUGAGUCUG
This is a messenger RNA of Nilaparvata lugens (brown planthopper), 2657 nucleotides long. RefSeq names its product histone-binding protein N1/N2. Gene Ontology annotation, biological process: DNA replication-dependent chromatin assembly; CENP-A containing chromatin assembly. Gene Ontology annotation, cellular component: nucleoplasm. Gene Ontology annotation, molecular function: histone binding. The record is from RefSeq and is a predicted model, not a curated record. Lineage: Eukaryota; Metazoa; Arthropoda; Insecta; Hemiptera; Delphacidae.